AUGGGCGUGAUCGCCCAGUCGGUCGCGCGUCUCGGGCAGAGUGUCGUGCUGACACAGCCGCCCCGCGCGGACACUCGCCAGACCGCCGGCCCGUGGCCGACCCAAGGCCCCAAGGACCGGCACACGCCGGUGGCUGAACCGCGGCCGCCGAGCACGCCUUGGCCCUCCAAAGCGCGCGCAAGCGCGCCAAAAAGUGUGCCGAAUACCAUCCAGAUACCAGAGGCUGAGACGCCCGCCACAGCGACAGCACAGGCCGAAGUGGCCGCCGAAAAAGCCGCCGCCGAGCAGGUGGCUGCCGAAAAAGCCGCCGCGCAGCGCGCCGCCGAGGCAGACGCUGCACCCGCGCCAGCCGCGCCGGCUCCCAAGGUCGAAUCGCACACUGUCGCCGAGGCGCAGCCGCCACGCCCUGCUGUGCACGAGCGCCCUGUCGCGUCCAGCGCUGUUUCGGACGCCACGGCCCAUACCCCCGAGGACGAGUACGAUGCGGCGACCGAGGAGCGUGUCGCCCCGCUUCGCGCUGCGCGUGUGCCAUCUUCGCGUCUCGGACGUCUCUUGCACUACGGCAGCCUCGGCGCCGGCCUUGCAUGGGGCUCUGCCGGUGAAUACAUGCGCCGUGCGACGUCCGGUUCUUCGGAAACCCCCUCGCCCGUGUUCCUUUCCGAGGCGAAUGUCAACCGCUUGGUGGACAAGCUGAGCACGAUGCGUGGCGCGGCGCUCAAGCUCGGCCAAUUCAUGAGCAUUCAAGAUAGCCACAUGCUCCCUCCGCAAGUCGAGGAGGUGAUGCUGCGUGUGCAAAACAGUGCGCACUACAUGCCUGCGUGGCAGCUCGAGCAGGUCAUGCAGGCCGACCUCGGCGAUGACUGGCGGACGCACUUUUCCUUGUUCGAGGAGCGUCCGUUUGCCGCUGCCUCGAUCGGGCAGGUGCACAGCGCGGUGCUUGCCGAUCCCUUCCCUGCGCAGCCGCACAUGGCCGGCAAGCGUGUCGCGGUCAAGGUGCAGUUUCCCGGCGUCGCGCAGUCCAUUUCCUCAGAUUUGUCCAACAUCAAGUGGCUGCUGAUGGCCUCGGCGCUGCUGCCGAAAGGUCUCUUUUUGGAAAACAGCGUGCGUGUCCUGCAAAAAGAGCUCGAGGAAGAGUGCGACUACACGCGCGAAGCCGAGAUGGGCCGCCGCUUUCGUGCGCAUGUCGACGCGAGCGCCACAACGCCCGGCGCGCUCCGCCUCGAGGUCCCCGAAGUGGUCGACUCGCUGUGCACGCCACGCGUGCUCACGACCGAGUUUAUGCGUGGGCGUCCUCUGACGCACGCCGCGCGCCUCGACCAGGCGACGCGCGACCGCAUCGCGCAUGCGAUCAUGGAGCUGAGCCUGCGUGAGCUCUUCGAGUGGCGCUUGAUGCAGACCGAUCCCAACUGGACCAACUUUUUGUACAGCGAAAAGAACAACAGCAUCCAGCUGAUCGACUUUGGCGCGUCGCGUCCCUACUCGGCAGAGUUUAUGGACAUGUGGGUCAGCCUACUGCGCGCCGCCGUGGCCGGCGACCGCGAAGCCUGCGAGAAAUGGAGCAUUGCGAUUGGAUACCUGACCGGCGAGGAGUCCGAGAGUAUGCGCACCGCGCACCUGGACUCGAUGGUCGCUCUUGGCGAGCCGUUCCGCGCGGACGCGCCGGUGCCGUAUCCGUUUGCGAACCAAACGAUCACCGACCGCGUCCGUGCGCAGAUCCCCGUUAUGCUGCGCGAGCGCCACCGCCCCCCGCCCCCAGAGACCUACUCGCUGAACAGGAAGCUCAGUGGCGCUUUCCUGCUUUGUGCGCGCCUCGGUGCGAGCGUCGACUGCCGCUCGAUGUUUGACCGGGUGACGAGCGACUAUGUCUAUGCGGGCGGAAGCACGGCCCCCCCGGCCGUGCCGGGCACGCGCCGCAACAUGCACAGCAUAGCGCGCAGGUUGGCGACGGCGGGCCUGCGUGCCCCCCGCGCGCUGCACACCGUCCCCCACCAGCACCGGAUCGGACGCAAUAUUGGUGAUCGCUGGGCCAAGAUGGCGCUCAACGACUAUGUUGUGCAGCAGGCACAGCACGCCGAGCCCACGCCUCCCAAGCCCAAGUCCCAGCCGACGGCCAUGCCCUGGUCUGCCGGCGGUAUCCGCACCGAGAGGCCGGGUUCCGUGAUGAUCCGCGGCGUCGAAGUGCCCAUCCGCUGUGUCAACUGUGUCUACAAUCUCUAUGCGGACGAUGUCGAGGACUGGAAAGAGGACAUCACCAAAGCACGUGCCAAGCUCGAGCACGCCUCGCCCCCUAUCACGGUGGACGAGUGGGACACGACCAAGUUUGGCCGUCUCCCCGCACAGGUCGUCGAGCCCGACAAGGAGGCAGCGGCGGAGCGUGCCAUUGGCCCCGAGGACCCUGUCCUGAAAGCCUUUAUGCACCUCGAGCAGGACAUCAAACGCAAGCAUCGGCAGUCGCCGAAUCAGCGUGAAGCUAAUUCCAAGCUAUAG
Molecule: messenger RNA, 2487 nt
Organism: Malassezia japonica
Lineage: Eukaryota; Fungi; Basidiomycota; Malasseziomycetes; Malasseziales; Malasseziaceae
Exons: 4
Coding region: 1-2487 (828 amino acids)
Biological process (GO): ubiquinone biosynthetic process
Source: RefSeq, a predicted model, not a curated record